This is a messenger RNA of Patella vulgata (common limpet), 2948 nucleotides long. RefSeq lists its product as uncharacterized. The transcript has 2 exons. The record is from RefSeq and is a predicted model, not a curated record. The coding region runs from base 1560 to 2591 and encodes 343 amino acids. Lineage: Eukaryota; Metazoa; Mollusca; Gastropoda; Patellidae.
AAUUCUGAGAGAGGAUUUCCUCAUAGUGAAGACCUGAUCAUAAUGCCUAACAACCCCUUAGGAGAAUGUUUUUGGUGGUCAUAGAUUUAUCCUCACGAGGCUGCACUCAUAUCAUAUAUAUGUGCACAUGCACUUAACAUUUUACACACAUUCCCAUGCUAGCCAAGUUUUAUUUGGAGUAACUUCCCUUAUCCAAUCAUUUUGUCUAGAAUAUCAAGACAUUCUGUACAUUGGCCCUGUAAGGGAAAUAUAUAUCUGGAUGUGCAGGACUACCCGAAUUGCUCACACACCCGGUUUUCAUUUACGUUCAUAUCCUCACCUGAAUUUCUCACUGUCAUUUGAGAAGAACUCACACAGACAUUUUUCUGAGUACAUGUAAGAAAAUUAUUACUGUUUUAUUCCUACAAGAUGUCUUUUAUCAUAUUUUAGCUAUUGAUAUAGUCAUUUCCGAUUCAGCUUAUGAGCAUUGAAGUCCUCUUGAGUCCGAUUUUUCCACAUUGGACUUUGUGUCAUGGUCAUGAUGGUUCCGUGGAUAGAACAGUUUGCCAUUCCUCCAUCUCGCGUGUCAAUCUAGUCAGUCAUUAGCAUUUUGUCUAGGCUAAUUUAGAGCCUAUAUUUGGAUGAUCAGUACAAUGAAACCUUACAUGUUAAUUUUGUUUUCUUUACAAAGUGUCAUUUCCGUCAUUUGUGACUUGUGCAUUCUAUUGUUGGAUGAUGAUUAUGCGAAUCUUUUUGCUUAUGUCUCAACAUAUAUUCACUGUGUGUACCUUAUGAUUAUUUUGCUCAGAGUUUUUAUGCAGAUCAGCUCAGAUCAACCAGAAAACUGAACCAUUUGAAGCCAAGGCAACUAACCAGACUAGUGAUGGAUAAGUUUCAUGUGAAUGAUAAAGUAUUAGUAAAUUGUGAUGGGAUAUGGUGGCCUGGCUGGGUAUCUGAAUCAGAGAAAGAGAAAUCUAUUACUCAUACUGUGUCAUUUUUUGAUGAGGAAGAAAUAAAAACUGAAGAAAACUAACAGACUAAGACAUCUGUUAGUAAAAUUCACCAGUGAUGUUAGUUUAAUCGAAAUAAAGGAUUUCAACAGCCAAGACUAUCUAGAUGAAUUGGUUCAGAAAAUUGAAUGCAAGCCUUACAAUAAAUUAUUUGCAACAGAUGAUGAUGAUGAUUCACUACCACCCCCACAAGCUGAAGAGAGAGAGAUCAAGCCCAUUCCUCCAUCUUCACAAACCAGGAUGAUUGAUGAUGAUGAUCCACUACCAUCAUCACAAACUAAAGUGACAGAGAUCAAGCCCAUUUCCCCAUCAUCACAAACUAGUGUGAUUGAUGAUGAUCCACUACCACCCUCACAAGAGCCCAUUCAUCCAUCGUCACAAACCAGGAUGACUUAUGAUGAUGAUCCACUACCAUCCUCACAAGUUAAACCAACAGAGGUCAAACCAAUUCCUCCAUCUUCCCAAACCAGAAUGAUUGCUGAUGAUGAUGAAGAGGAUGAUCUACUACCACCCUCUCAAUCUAAUCGGAGAGAGAUAAAGACCAUUCGUCCAUCUUGACAAACCAGGUUGAUGGAUGAUGAGGAAUCACUACCACCUUCACAAGCUAAACCGACAGAGGUCAAACCCAUUCCUCCAUCUUCACAAACCUGGAUGAUUGAUGAUGAUGAUCCACUACCACCUUCACAAGCUAAACCGACAGAGGUCAAACCCAUUCCUCCAUCUUCACAAACCUGGAUGAUUGAUGAUGAUGAUCCACUACCACCUUCACAAGCUAAACCGACAGAGGUCAAACCCAUUCCUCCAUCUUCACAAACCUGGAUGAUUGAUGAUGAUGAUCCACUACCACCUUCACAAGCUAAACCGACAGAGGUCAAACCCAUUCCUCCAUCUUCACAAACCUGGAUGAUUGAUGAUGAUGAUCCACUACCACCAUCACAAGCUAAACCGACAGAGGUCAAACCAAUUCCUCCAUCUUCACAAACUAGUGUGGUUGAUCAUGAUGAAGAAGAUGAUCCACCACCACCCACACAAGCUAAACGGAGAGAGGUCAAGGCCAUUCCCUCAUCUUCACAAACCUGGUGGAUUGAUAAUGAUGAAGAAGAUGAUCCACUACCACUCACACAAGCUAGAGGGAGAGAGGUCAAACCAAUUCCUCCAUCUUCACAAACUAGUGUGAUUGAUCAUGAUGAAGAAGAUGAUCCACUACCACCCACACAAGCUAAACGAAGAGAGAUCAAGGCCAUUCCCUCAUCUUCACAAACCUGGAUGAUUGAUGAUGAUCCACUACCACCAUCACAAGCUAAACGGAGAGUGAUCAAGCGCAUUCCUCCAUCUUCACAUACCUGGAUGAUUGAUGAUGAUGAUCCACUACCACCAUCACAAGCUAAACCGACAGAGGUCAAACCAAUUCCUCCAUCUUCACAAACUAGCAUGAUUGAUCAUGAUGAAGAAGAUAAUCCACUACAACCCACACAAGCUAAACGGAGAGGGAUCAAGGCCAUUCCCUCAUCUUCACAAACCUGGAUGAUUGAUCAUGGUGAAGAGGAUGAUCCACUUCCACCCACACAAGCUAAACCGAGAGCGAUCAAGGCCAUUUCCUAAUCUUCACAAACCAGGUUGAUUGAUGAUGAGGAAUCACCCUCACAAGCUAAACGGAGAGGGAUCAAGGCCAUUCCUCCAUCUUCACAAACCUGGAUGAUUGAUGAUUAUGAUCCACUACCACCCACACAAGCUAAACGGAGAGAGAUCAAGGCAAUUCCCUCAUCUUCACAAACUAGUGUGAUUAAUCAUGAUGAAGAAGAUGAUCCACUACCACCCACACAAGCUAAACGGAGAGCGAUCAAGCCCAUUCCUCCAUCUUCACAAACUAGUGUGAUUGAUCAUGAUGAAGAAGAUGAUCCACUACCACCCACACAAGCUAAACGGAGAGGGAUCAAGGCCAUUCCCUCAUCUUCACAA